GCCGACCCCAAGCUCAGCCUCAUGCCCUGGUUCCAUGGGAAGAUCUCCGGGGUGGAGGCAGUGCAGGAGCUGCAGCCCCCCGAGGAUGGGCUGUUCCUGGUGCGAGAGUCCAUCCGGCACCCUGGCGACUACGUGCUGUGCGUGAGCUUCGGGAAGGAGGUGAUCCACUACCGCGUGAUGCACGAGGAGAACACGCUCAGCAUCGACAGCCAGCAGUACUUCUCCAACCUCAUCGACAUGAUCGAGCACUACAUGAAGGAGCAGGGAGCCCUCUGCACCAAGCUGGUAAAGCCCAAACCAAAAACUGGGAUGAAGUCUGCUGAGGAGGAGUUGGCCAAAGCUGGCUGGUUGCUGAACCUGCAGCACCUCACUCUGGGCGACCGCAUCGGCCAAGGUGAAUUCGGAGAUGUCCUGCAGGGCGAGUAUAUGGGGCAGAAGGUGGCUGUGAAGAACAUCAAGUGUGACGUGACCGCCCAGGCCUUCCUCGCUGAAACAGCUGCCAUGACGAAGGUCCGGCACAAAAACCUGGUGUGCCUGCUGGGUGUGAUUCUGCACAACGGCCUCUACAUCGUCAUGGAGUUCAUGAGCAAGGGCAACUUGGUGACCUUCUUGCGCACACGAGGCCGAGCGGUCGUCCCCAUCCAGCAGCUCCUCCUGUUCGCUCUGGACGUGGCUCAGGGCAUGGACUACCUGGAGUCCAAGAAGCUGGUGCACCGGGACCUGGCUGCACGCAACAUCCUCAUCUCCGAGGAGAACGUGGCCAAGGUCAGCGACUUCGGCUUGGCCCGGGUCAACCCCAAGGGCGCCGAUGCCAUGCUGCUGCCUGUGAAGUGGACAGCACCAGAGGCCCUGAAACACAACAAAUUCUCCUCCAAGUCAGACGUGUGGAGCUAUGGAAUCCUCCUGUGGGAAACCUUCUCCUUCGGACGGGCACCCUACCCCAAGCUGAUCCUGAAGGAGGUGACAGAGCUGCUGGAGCAGGGGUACCGCAUGGACCCCCCCGAGGGCUGCCCCCCUGCCAUCUACACCCUGAUGAAGAGCUGCUGGGAGCUGGAGCCAGGCAAGCGCCCGUCCUUCAAGAAACUCACAGAGAAGCUGCAGAAGGAGCUGAAGCACCAGAGGGAUGUUUAACCCCCAUCCCACCACCAGGACCCAGGACCUGACGCCCC
Messenger RNA from Acanthisitta chloris (rifleman), 1169 nucleotides. RefSeq names its product megakaryocyte-associated tyrosine kinase (gene MATK). The transcript has 10 exons. The record is from RefSeq and is a predicted model, not a curated record. Gene Ontology annotation, molecular function: ATP binding; protein tyrosine kinase activity. NCBI's taxonomy places the organism in Eukaryota, Metazoa, Chordata, Aves, Passeriformes, Acanthisittidae. Gene Ontology annotation, biological process: protein phosphorylation. The annotation marks the transcript as partial.